This is a messenger RNA of Gekko japonicus, 2972 nucleotides long. RefSeq names its product WW domain containing E3 ubiquitin protein ligase 2 (gene WWP2). The coding region runs from base 1 to 2661 and encodes 886 amino acids. The transcript has 24 exons. Lineage: Eukaryota; Metazoa; Chordata; Lepidosauria; Squamata; Gekkonidae. Gene Ontology annotation, biological process: ubiquitin-dependent protein catabolic process; protein K63-linked ubiquitination; regulation of monoatomic ion transmembrane transport. The record is from RefSeq and is a predicted model, not a curated record. Gene Ontology annotation, molecular function: protein binding; ubiquitin protein ligase activity.
AUGGGCCAGGCCCUUGUGGAUCAGGCGCCCGAUGAUGAAAUGGCCUCUGCAGGUGUGCCAGGAGAGAAGUCUCUGCUUACUGUAAAAGUGGUGUCGGCAAAGCCCAAGGCGCACGGCCGCCAGUCUCGGAUCAGCUUCUUUGUGGAGGUGGCAGCCGAUGGGCUCAGCAGCGAGACCAAAAAAACGGGGAAACGGAUUGGGGGCUCCGAGGUGCUCUGGAACGAAAGCCUUACGCUGAACGUCACGGCCCAGAGCCACCUCGACGUGAAGCUAUGGAGCUGCCACACCCUCCGGAACGAGCUCCUGGGCACGGCCUCUGUCAGUCUCUCCAGCCUGCAGCAGAGCAAGGGGAAAGGGCCGCUCGCCUGGCGAGAGCGGUCCCUGGCCUCUGGAGGGAACAAGGCCUCAUUGUCAGGGGCUGGGCGGCCUGUCGGGCGCUCAGGGCUGCCGGUGUGCUCUGGAGGGAGAGUCCGAGCCCCUGCCCAGUUGCUGCUGCUUGUGGUCACUGACCUGGCCCCAGAGUACUGCCACCACCACCACCACAUAAAGGUCUCUGUUCAGGGGUGCCAGGCAAGCGACAGGGAGCCAGGGGGCACGGCUUCCCCACCAGAGGGCAAGUGUCAGGGCUCCAGCACCAACUGCUUUGGGAACCGGUCCAGGGGGGGACACAGACACACCACCGGAGGGACCGGGCAGAGCCUGGCCAACGGGGGGCAGAGCCCCCGAGCUGGGCACCCGCAGCUGGGCAACAGCCAGGCUGGCACAGUGAAUGGCACAGUGAGCGGAGGAGAGUCUGCUGGUCCAGCCCCCGCCCCCGCCGAAGAGGAGCCGGCCACGAGCCCCGACCCCAGCACUGCUGGCGACCCCGCAGGGCCAGAGGAGCCGCCCCCCACCUCGGGGACCCCCCCAGCUUCCCAGCCGGCAGUCCAGGCCCUGGAGGUGCUGCCCCCUGGGUGGGAGCAGCGGGAGCUGCCCAAUGGGCGAGUGUAUUACGUGGACCACAACACCAAGACCACCACGUGGGAGCGGCCCCUUCCCCCGGGCUGGGAGAAGCGCGUGGACCCACGUGGCAGGUACUACUAUGUGGACCACAACACGCGCACCACCACCUGGCAGCGCCCCACGGCCGAGUACGUGCGCAGCUACGAGCAGUGGCAGAGCCAGCGCAACCAGUUGCAGGGGGCCAUGCAACAGUUCAGUCAAAGAUUCCUCUACCAGUCUUCGGGCGCCCCGUCUGACAAUGACCCGCUCGGCCCCCUUCCUCCCGGCUGGGAAAAGAGACAGGACAACGGGCGAGUCUACUAUGUGAACCACAACACUCGUACCACACAAUGGGAGGACCCCCGCACGCAGGGGAUGAUCCAGGAACCGGCGCUGCCACCCGGCUGGGAGAUGAAAUAUACCAGCGAAGGAGUCUGCUACUUUGUGGACCACAACACUCGCACGACCACCUUCAAAGACCCCCGUCCUGGAUUCGAGUCUGGCCUGAAGGGCUUGCUGGACCUCUGGGUGUGUCUCCUCUGUGCACGGCCCUCUUCUGCCCUUCCCAACACUGGGCACCAGUUUCGCUUCCUUUGUCAUUCCAAUGCGCUGCCCAGCCACGUCAAGAUCAGUGUCUCGCGGCAGACUCUCUUUGAAGACUCCUUCCAGCAGAUCAUGAACAUGAAGCCCUACGACCUGCGUCGCCGGCUGUACAUCAUCAUGCGUGGGGAGGAGGGCCUGGAUUAUGGCGGCAUCGCCAGGGAGUGGUUCUUCCUCCUGUCCCACGAGGUGCUCAACCCCAUGUACUGCCUCUUUGAGUACGCCGGCAAGAACAACUACUGCCUGCAGAUCAAUCCGGCCUCCUCCAUCAACCCGGACCACCUCACCUACUUCCGCUUCAUCGGCCGCUUCAUCGCCAUGACUAUUACUCACCGCCUGGCUGGGCCGAUCCAGACGCAUGCAGCCGUCUGCGUUUUUCUUGGCUCGGGCGGGCAGGCCUGUGGCCGCCGAGGGCUGCUGGGAACAAACGCGGCUCUGAGGCCAGAGAACAACCUGGAGGAGUGUGGCCUGGAGCUCUACUUCAUCCAAGACAUGGAGAUCCUGGGCAAGGUGACCACCCACGAGCUGAAGGCGGGCGGGGAGAGCAUCCGGGUCACCGAGGAGAACAAGGAGGAGUACAUCAUGCUGCUGACGGACUGGCGGUUCACCCGGGGUGUGGAGGAGCAGACCAAGGCCUUCCUGGACGGCUUCAACGAGGUGGCCCCGCUGGAGUGGCUGCGCUACUUUGACGAGAAGGAGCUGGAGCUGAUGCUGUGCGGCAUGCAGGAGAUCGACUUGAGCGACUGGCAGAAGAACGCCAUCUACCGGCACUACACCAAGAACAGCAAGCAGGUCCAGUGGUUCUGGCAGGUGGUCAAGGAGAUGGACAACGAGCAGAGGAUCCGGCUGCUGCAGUUUGUGACGGGGACCUGCCGCCUGCCCGUGGGCGGGUUUGCUGAGCUCAUUGGUAGCAACGGGCCUCAGAAGUUUUGCAUUGACAAAGUGGGCAAGGAGACGUGGCUGCCCCGGAGCCACACGUGCUUCAACCGCCUGGACCUGCCUCCCUACAAGAGCAUGGAGCAGCUGAAAGAGAAGCUCCUCUACGCCAUCGAGGAGACAGAGGGCUUCGGGCAGGAGUGAGGGGGCGGGGGCACCUUGGGCAGCGGAAGGCCAACGCCAGCCGGGCGCUCUCGGAGGGGAGCAAGCCCCCGGGGUGAGGCGGGCAGCAGGCCUUGGGCUGGGCUGGGCUGAACGAGGACUGCAGAAAGCCACCCCCUUGUCUCCCUCUCCCCUGCCCUUGGCCGAGGGAGGGCCUGUCCCCAGCAGCAGCUUGGAGUUGGCGGCCCUGAGGGUGCCUCCCAGGCCUCUGACCGCUGCCAGCUGUGUUGUGUUCCACUCUUGCUGACCACCAGCAGCAGCAGCAGCAGCAACCCCACCGCCCUUGCCUCCCC